This is a messenger RNA of Athene cunicularia (burrowing owl), 1910 nucleotides long. It is a transcript of the gene DNASE1L2, whose product is annotated as deoxyribonuclease 1 like 2. Gene Ontology annotation, molecular function: DNA nuclease activity. Gene Ontology annotation, cellular component: nucleus. Gene Ontology annotation, biological process: DNA catabolic process. The transcript is spliced from 19 exons. Lineage: Eukaryota; Metazoa; Chordata; Aves; Strigiformes; Strigidae. The record is from RefSeq and is a predicted model, not a curated record. The coding region runs from base 114 to 1910 and encodes 598 amino acids.
AUAUUACCCCAGGGAGCUGAGCGCCAUGGGAAAUAGUUCCUAAAUGCCUUCCUCCGUGGGUGGGAGCUGCCGUGCUGCCUCAGCAGGGGGUCACUGGGGGACUCCAGCCUGGGAUGGUGGCCUCAAAGCUAGUGCUGUCGCUGCUCGUCGCAGCUCUCCUGCUGCACGUGGCCACCACGCUGAAGAUCAGCGCCUUCAACAUCAAGGCAUUUGGGGAUAGCAAGAUGUCCAACCACACUAUUGCAGACAUCAUCGUCUCUAUCCUGUCAGGGUACGACAUCACCUUGGUGCAGGAGGUCCGGGAUGCCGAUCUGAGUGCUGUGAAGAAGCUUGUGGACCAGCUCAAUAGAGUGUCCCCACACCCAUACAGAUUUUUGGACAGCAUUCCCCUGGGUCGGACCAGCUACAAGGAGCAGUAUCUCUUCAUCUACAGGUCAGACAUGGUCUCCGUGCUGGAAAGCUACUACUACGACGACGGCUGUGAGUCUUGUGGGACUGACACCUUCAGCAGGGAGCCCUUCAUUGUGAAGUUCUCCUCGCCCACCACACAGGUGGAGGAGUUCGUGAUGGUGCCCCUGCAUGCCGAGCCCAGCAGUGCGGCGCACGAGAUCGAUGCACUCUAUGACGUCUACGCUGACGUCGUCAACAAGUGGGCCACUAACAACAUCCUCUUCCUGGGCGACUUCAACGCCGACUGCUCCUAUGUGACCAGCACCCAGUGGCCGUCCAUCCGCCUGCGCUCCUUCAACGCCUGCGAGUGGCUCAUCCCCGACAGCGCCGAUACCACUGUCGCUGACACCACCGAUUGUGCCUACGAUCGCAUUGUUGCCUGCGGCACCAUGCUGCGCCGAGAUAUCAAGCCUGGCUCUGCCACAGUCAACAACUUCCAGAAGACUUUCCACCUCCAGAGCAAGGAUGCUUUGGCCGUCAGCGACCAUUUCCCAGUGGAGGUGACCCUGAAAGGGCUGCAUCCUGCUGGAGCCUCUCUGGCUGGGGGGCAGCUGACGAGCCGUCCAUCCUGCUGCUGGGAGGGCAGAGGUGCUGCGCACUCACCAAGCAUCCCUCCUGGCAGGAUGGGGACCGUGGUGCUGGCACUGUCUCUGCUGGCUGUGGCUUUCCUGUGCCCAGCUACCGCCACGCUGCGCGUUGGUGCCUUCAACAUCCAGGCGUUCGGUGACACCAAGAUGUCCAACGAGGAAGUGGCGGGCAUCAUUGUCAGGAUUCUGAGCCGCUACGACGUGGUGCUGGUGCAGGAAGUGCGUGACUCCGACCUCAGUGCCGUCACCCAGCUCAUGGAGCAGCUCAACAGCAUGUCCUCUUCCCUGUACGACUAUGAGAUCAGUGGCCCCCUGGGACGGGACAACUACAAGGAGAUGUACCUCUUCAUCUACAGGACAGACACUGUGUCUGUGGUGGACACCUACCAAUACGAGGACCCCGAGGACGUCUUCAGCCGGGCGCCGUUCAUCCUGAGGGUCUCAGUGCCCCACACCAAGGUGGAGGAGUUUGUGCUGGUGCCACUGCACUCAGCUCCGCAUGACGCCGUCACCGAGAUUGAUGCGCUCUAUGACGUCUACUUGGACAUCGUCAGCAAGUGGGGGACCGAUAACAUCAUGUUCCUGGGGGACUUCAACGCUGACUGCACCUAUGUCCAGCGGAGCGACUGGUUGUCCAUCCGCCUGCGCACCAGCGACAUCUUCAAGUGGCUGCUCCCUGACAGCGCCGACACCACCGUGGGGAAGUCAGACUGUGCCUAUGACAGGAUUGUGGUGUGCGGAGCCAAACUGAAGAGAAGCAUCGUGCCAAAUUCAGCUGCCAUCUACAAUUUCCAGGAUGCUUUCCAUCUGGAGCAGGAGGAGGCCCUGGCAGUCAGCGACCACUACCCGGUUGAGGUGAAGCUGAUGGCUUGA